Manihot esculenta (cassava) is the source of this 3569-nucleotide messenger RNA. RefSeq names its product transcription factor bHLH155. The record is from RefSeq and is a predicted model, not a curated record. The coding region runs from base 1143 to 3401 and encodes 752 amino acids. Lineage: Eukaryota; Viridiplantae; Streptophyta; Magnoliopsida; Malpighiales; Euphorbiaceae. The transcript has 11 exons. Gene Ontology annotation, biological process: regulation of DNA-templated transcription. Gene Ontology annotation, molecular function: protein dimerization activity; DNA-binding transcription factor activity.
UAACCCAUCACUCAUUUUGGUGCUUCCACGAAUAUUUAUCCCCAAAUUCCAAAAACCCAAAACCCUAAUUCCCUUUCUCAAAGAGAGAGAGAGAAGGAAUUUGUUUUUGUUUCUGCUUUCUCCUCCCUCCUCUUAGUUGUGUGAAACUGUUGAAGGAAAGAGGGUUGAAGUCUAAAAUGCACGGGGUGCGCAUUAUUGAACAGGGUGGCCUUAGCAAUUUUGUCAAAAAAGCUAAAUGAACAGGGUGCGCCAAAUAGCGGCUGUAUAUAAAAGGCCCCGUUAAUCAGCCAAACCGAAAACGUCGUUCUUGUUGCUUGCUUAAGAGAAACCAUCUCUCUCUCUCUCUCUCUCUCUCUCUCAAAGCUCAGAGGAAAAGCCAUUGAAGCUUCUCUUUUCUCUCUCUCUAAAACUGGUGAAAAAAAAGCUUCACUUUUUCUUUUGCUUUAAUUGAAUUCUAAGUCAUGCAGUGAAUGUAACUGAAAGCUGCAAACUUCACUUGAAUUAGCAUUAUUCUUAGCAAAAAGCUUUAAUCCUUACCCUCUUAUUCUCGAAGCUGUAAUCUCUUGAUCGCUGUUUCUACUGUUUUGCUUUCAAUUUUUCUGGGGGAAAGGAGUAAUAGGUUUCAUUUUUGUGUGGAUUUUUUUCUUUCCUGACAAAAUUGAGCUUAGAAUUUGAGUGAUCCAUGUCGUCUGAUAUAAGCUAGAGGCUUUUGGUAUAAUUUUUCUUUUCGGUUCUAAAUUGGCUUUGGAGCGAAUUUUUUUAACCAGAUUCAUGGCUAAAUACAGUAGCUAUCAGCGCUCUGAAGUCUUUGUUAUGGAUCUUCAAACUUUGAAUUAUUAUUUCAGAUUGUGAGAUUUGUGAGAGGUAGUAGAGUUUAGUGAAGCAAGGGGUUUAUAGCCUGGUUGUUGGGGGUGGUGUGAGGAAUGGGUAGGGAUCGUCUGCUUUUGGCUACAGUAGGACCACCGAUAAAGGCGCGAGCAGGUUUACGGAGAAAGCAGGCAGGAAGAGGCUCUUACAGGGGAAGCUAGCUUGAGUGGGAGUUAGGGUUUUGUCUUGGUGGAGAUUUUACUUAACUGACAAAGUUGGUUUGGUUGGUGCAUCGUUUUUAGGGUGGGGAGCUGGUUUUAGGAAUUUGAGGGAGGAUGGCUACUGACUUGCAUAAUACACUGAGGAGCCUCUGCUUCAACACUGAGUGGAAGUACGCUGUGUUUUGGAAGCUCAAGCAUCGAGCUCGAAUGGUGUUAACUUGGGAAGAUGCCUACUAUGACAAUUUUGAGCAACAUGAUCCUUUAGAGAGUAAGUGCUUCAGGGAGACACUAGAAAACUUGUGUGGUGACCGUUUUUCACAUGACCCACUUGGACUAGCUGUGGCAAAGAUGUCAUAUCAUGUGUAUUGUCUUGGGGAAGGGAUUGUUGGACAGGUGGCAGUUACUGGAAAACAUCAGUGGAUCAUCGCAGAUAAGCUUAUAACCAGUUCCAUCUCCUCAUUUGAGUUUUCAGAUGGCUGGCAAAGUCAGUUUUUGGCUGGGAUCAAGACAAUUGUUGUUGUAGCUGUUGUUCCAUAUGGAGUUGUACAGAUCGGCUCUUUGAAUAAAGUUGCUGAGGAUAUGAAGCUGGUAAACCAUAUAAAAGAUGUCUUUCUAUCCCUUCAAGAUUCCUCAGUUGGGCACCUUAAUGGUGUGCUGCAAUCUAGUAUGAAGAGUUCUUUAUAUCUGCCAGAUUUACCUACAAAAGAAUUGCAUUCAGAAUCAGAGGUUAUUCCUGAUAGUCUAUGCAAUCUAGAUAAGGCUACUUACAAGGAAGGGCCAAACAAUCAGUUGUCUAUGUUUCCUUAUUUACAGAAAGGAUGUGAUUAUUCCUAUUUUUAUUCCCUUCCCGGUGUACAUGAAGAUACAGCAGAUGAAAUGGUAAAUAAACAUGGAUGGCAUGUAUUAUCCGCUCUGGAGAGUGAUAAGAGGGUUAAGUUACAUCAUCUUGAAUCUGAUAUUACCUAUUUGAUGCAACAAAAUCAAGUAGGAAUAGAUUUUGUAGAUGAACAAAAAUGUGGAGGGAAGAAUAGUGUUUGGAAAGAUCCAGGUGGGGGAUCAAAAUUCGGUGCAACUCCACAUCUAAAUAAUCCUAUCAAGGAUAAUAUAAAGUUAAGUGAUGUUGUACUUCCUAAUGAAAACUUUCGAGCUGAACUUGUGAACUACCCUGUGGACCACCUUGACUCUACUGUUUGUGAUAGACCUAGGUCAGAUAGCGUUAGCAUAGAUGUUUAUUUAAAUGAGUUGUUGAAAAUGCCUGAAUACUCGGACAUGAAUGUCAAAAAAGAGUUGGAGAAGAAGCUGAAAUGUCAAGCUGAGUCAAGUCAGUUGGGGGCCUCGAACACAUUUUUUAAGUUCUCUGCUGGCAGUGAGCUGCAUGAAGCUCUAGGACCAGCUUUUUCAAAACGGUGUUUGUACAGUGAUUGUGAAGCAGAGAAGACUGAAGCGGGAAACAUCGUUGAGGUUCCAGAGGGGAUAAGUAUUAGCCAGAUGACAUUUGACACAGGUACAGAAAAUCUUCUAGAAGCAGUAGUAGGUAAAGUUUGCUAUAGCAGCAGUGAUGUGAAAAGUGAGAGAUCAGCCUGUAAAUCAGCGCAAUCUCUGUUAACAAGUGAGAAAAUUCCAGAGCCUUAUAGCCAGACAAAACAUAUUAUCUGUUCAGCUGGUUAUUCAAUUAAUCAGCAGUCUGUUGUUGAAGAGGAUGCACAGAAUUGCUCAAGCUCAACAGGGGUUUGUGCUGCUAUGUCUUCUAGAGGAUUUUCAUCAACUUGUCCCAGUACUUGCAGUGAACAGUUGGAUAGGCGCCCAGAACCAGCUAAGAUCAACAAAAAGAGGGCAAGACCUGGUGAAAACUGUAGGCCUAGACCAAGGGACAGACAACUUAUUCAAGAUCGUAUUAAGGAGCUAAGAGAGCUGGUACCCAGUGGGGCAAAGUGCAGUAUUGAUUCCCUGCUGGAACGCACAAUCAAACACAUGCUGUUUUUAGAAAGUAUGACAAAGCAUGCUGACAAGCUCACUAAAUGUGCCGAAUCAAAGAUGUUUCAGAAGGCAACAGACACCUCUAACUAUGAAAAGGGUUCAAGCUGGGCAGUUGAGGUGGGAGGCCACCUAAAAGUUUCUUCAAUUGUAGUAGAGAACCUAAACAAAAACGGGCAGAUGCUUGUAGAGAUGCUAUGUGAGGAGUGUAGUCAUUUUCUUGAGAUAGCAGAAGCUAUUAGAAGCUUGGGUCUGACAAUUUUGAAGGGGAUUACGGAAGUGCAUGGUGAGAAGAUAUGGAUAUGCUUCAUGGUUGAGGGCCAAAACAACAGAGUGAUGCAUAGAAUGGAUAUCUUAUGGUCACUGGUGCAGAUAUUGCAACCUAAGACUUCAAACUAGUGACAAAGACCAGUCAGCUCUUGGAGAUUGUGGUGUUGCUCCUGUGUAAAAUAGCCCGUAAUUUGAGAUCUUUGCAUGGCAUUUUUUCAGAUGUGAUUCUUGUUUGUUUUCCCCUUCUCCUAAAAUAACAAGGAAAGGACAAGAAAUGAAUACCUGCACUUAUUUGAA